Camelina sativa (false flax) is the source of this 1109-nucleotide messenger RNA. RefSeq lists its product as uncharacterized. Lineage: Eukaryota; Viridiplantae; Streptophyta; Magnoliopsida; Brassicales; Brassicaceae. The record is from RefSeq and is a predicted model, not a curated record.
UUUUUAGGCUUUUUUGUCGGAGAAAAAUCUGGGAGGUGGUAAAGCUUCGUCCUUUGCGUGGGGGGGAGAAUCUCUUCCCUUUGUUGCGUUUUUUUUUUGUCCCCGACGAUUUGGGCACACGCAACGCAACCAUAGAAUCUAAAUCUGCUCCGCCCCGAAUCGACUCAGUCCCGAGUUUUUUCUUCAGCCGCGCAUCAAGGUAAAAUCAUGAAUCGGCUGAGAGGAGGCCGAGGGACAUCGAUUCUGGGUUCCGCAGUUGUGCCUCACCUGAAGAAAAAAGCCCUAAAUUCAUUGGUCGCUGUCCAGGAAUCCUAUCUCUCCACCAAGGACUUGUUCGAGAGGCACAGGGUCGUCCUUACAGUUGGAACUUCCAUUGCAUCUGUUGCUACGGCUUGGAUUGGUUACUCAUUACGCCACUACAAUGAAACUAGAAUCAAUCAGAGACUGGAGUCAAUUGAGAAUGCGGUUAAUAUGAAAAGCACCCAAGAGUUGGAACGAGGAGAACUGAAGAAGCUUGUUGAUCCAGUUGGUUCCAGGUUCACUACAACAAUUGCCACCGCUGGAACCACUUUGAUCCUCGGGUAUGGCUUGGGUUGGCGAGGCGGGAUAUGGUAUGCAAAUAGGAAGUUUAGAAGGGAGCAAAUGAGAUUGGCCGGGCAGUUAAAGCCGAGAGAAUGGAAGUUAUUAGGGAGAAUAAAACCACGAGCUUGGCCAACGACAAAGUUCCUCAGACGACCAUUCCCAAGACAGAACAAAACAACAGAAAAUGCUUUGAAGACGCCAGAAACUGCUUUGAAGGCGCCAGAAACUGCAGGUUGAAAUAUCGAAAUAACCUGCAAGAACCAAAAAAAAAACAAAAUCUGUCAAUUGUUUGUUCAGGAUACCAAAGGGGAGUAAACAAUCUAAAGCAUUAGUUGAUCGGAACAACGAACGACUAUUUCUUAACGUUAGUAUAAAGCACACAUCGGUUUUGUCAUGAAGCCAAAAGGCUCUCUUCUGUCUUUUUGUUCCUUGUAGUGAGGAAAGUGAGUCACUGUAUCUAUAUUUUUUUUUGGUUUGUUGUGGCAAAACUACAUUCGAAAAUCAAACGGAUUUGUGUUAUAAAUUGA